Molecule: messenger RNA, 1213 nt
Organism: Melitaea cinxia (Glanville fritillary)
Lineage: Eukaryota; Metazoa; Arthropoda; Insecta; Lepidoptera; Nymphalidae
Product: gastrula zinc finger protein XlCGF64.1-like
Exons: 5
Coding region: 79-969 (296 amino acids)
Biological process (GO): regulation of transcription by RNA polymerase II
Cellular component (GO): nucleus
Molecular function (GO): RNA polymerase II transcription regulatory region sequence-specific DNA binding; DNA-binding transcription factor activity, RNA polymerase II-specific
Source: RefSeq, a predicted model, not a curated record
GAUGCUAAACAUAUCUCCUCUUCAUUAUCGACUUGUGGUUUAUGUACAACACCCUUUACAUGCGAUAUCGCGAUUCAUAUGGACGAACAUUGGACAAACAAUGAUUUACAAUGCCGGCUAUGCAAUUAUUGUGGCAGAGAUUUUGCAGACAUGAUAACUCAUAGUUUUCAACACAACCCCAAAAAGAAAUUAGUGUGUCAUGUAUGUAAAAAGAAAAAGGCGUCGAUACUGUCUCUACAGUUUCAUUUCAGAUCGGUACACUUACAAAAAACGGGUGGUAUUUGUUCUAUUUGUAGCAAAACUUUUAAAAAAUUCAAGACUUGGAAGAGACACGAACGACUACACAACGAAAAUAGCUUGUUUAUUUGCGAUCACUGCGGAAGAAAAUUUUUGUACAAACACGAAAUCAAAUCACAUCUUAUUUACCACACGGAUGUGAGGCUAUUCGUUUGUGAAACAUGCGGAAAAGGUUUCAAAAGAAUGUCUGGCUUAAAGGACCACAUCGAAAAUCUUCACAGGACAAGGCAACCGGUGAAAUGCGGCCACUGCGACAAAACGUACAAAAGUCAAAGUAAAUUAGAAAUACAUUUACGGAACGUUGCUAAGGACAAGCCAUUCAUUUGUGAAGUCUGCUCGAAGAGAUUUAUAUCUGAGAAAGUUUUGCAGAAACAUAUGUUCUGGCACACCGGCGAGAGACCUCACCGGUGCGAAGUUUGCGGCUCGAGAUAUAAAGCAAAGGGGCAGCUGAAUAUACACAUGAGAAACCACACGGGUUUUAUGCCUCAUAAAUGUGUUGAUUGUUGGAAAAGUUUUCCAGCCGCGAAACAGUUAAAAAGACACCAAAGCGUUCACACGGGCGUCCGAGCCUACAAAUGCGAAUACUGUGAAAGGUCUUUUCAUGAAAAGAAAACCAUGUUGGAACACGCAACUCAGCACAAAAGCGCUCAGAACGUUAAAUCGGAAAACUAAUAAUUGAUUAAUCAUAAUUGCGUGUUUCUUAUUUAAACUAACGCUUUGAACAAAUUGAAUGACAAUGAUAACAAUUUCAAUAAUAUGUUUCAAACAAUUUGAUUAUUUUAAUUUAAAAUUAUGAAAAUAAAGAUAUAGAAAAAAAAAGUGAUUUUUGAUAUAAAAUCUUUCACCUUUCAAAUUGUCUCAUUUAAUAUUUCCUUUUACGCUGUACUGUGUUAAUAUGUAUAUUAUACAAUUGUGA